AUGGUUUUUGUGGAUGCUCCUCAUGUGAUUGAUGUACCAACAGUAGGUGCAGGCGCGUUUGAAAAAUUUACUGAUGCUGAGUUGAUACCUCGAGCUUGGUGGUCAUCAAAAGAACCUGAACAGACUGGUUUGCCUCACAAAGUUUAUGAAGGUUUAGAUGGUGCUGCCUUGGCUGCAGUUCUCAGCUCUGUGCUAGAGUAUCCAAACCUACAUACAGCUUUUUCGGAUUUAAAAGAUCAAACCGAUGGUCAAAAGGCUUUUAAAGCUGUUGUUUUAGUUGCAGGUUUUAAACUUGAUCUUCCACCUGAAUGGUACGGUGUAAGACCAGACUCGGAUAAUCGAUCGGAACCACUCGUUUCAGCUUUUAUGAAUCCUCGUGUUGAAUGGCAUGAUGGAAGUCAUUUUGUGCCAUCAAAGAAAAGUUGGAGAGAUUUCUUUUGUAAUUAUGUUCAAAAACUUGAUCAAACAGAUGAAUCACUUAUACCUAGUCCUGGACAAACGGAGUUGAUAAUUCAGAAAACUUUCGGACAACACCUCUUGGCGUAUGGGGACAUUCUACAUUCGACAAAGCAACAAUGUAUCUACAAUCUUUUAGAACAGAUGACGCCGAGAACACAACACAAAUCUUGGUGA
Messenger RNA from Melampsora larici-populina 98AG31, 633 nucleotides. RefSeq lists its product as uncharacterized. NCBI's taxonomy places the organism in Eukaryota, Fungi, Basidiomycota, Pucciniomycetes, Pucciniales, Melampsoraceae. The record is from RefSeq and is a predicted model, not a curated record. The transcript has 6 exons. Bases 1 to 633 code for a protein of 210 amino acids.